GACAGCAGGACGUACCCAUCGUUGCAUAAACUUUACUUCACGGGGAACGACUAUCCCUCUAGCUCUGGCAUUUGUGGCUUGCGGUGACAGCACGCGUUCGCGUCAAUCUAUCUGAGUUGGUAUUGUUGUGUUGUCAACAGUGGCGGACUUUGCUGUGCCCUGCUUGUAUAGUAUAAAAAGCAGCCAGGAAUCCGGCGUCGAGGCCAAUUUCUGGCUCAAGUUUUGAACGCCAUGGGUAGGAUUUUUGCUGCUCCUCUAGCUCUCUGUUGGCUGGCCGCAGUGUGUGUCUUAGUGACGAGUGCUUUGGCCUUUGCGCAUGACACCGAAACUCUGGACCUUACUGACCCAAGCUGGUUGAGCAAAAAAGCAGAAGAGGUCCAUCGUCAAGACGAGCAGGCCCCAGCUGGUGGCAGGGCUGAAGGCCAGCAGCGGGUCGAUGCCGCGCCGCGGUUACCCAGCCCCGACGUGCCCCAUGUGCGGCAGCGUAGGGAUCAUGGCAGCAGAUAUCGCAGACAGUCGGUGUCAGCCACAGCUAGCCAGGAGGCUGAUCGUUACUAUACAUCAGCUGUAGACUACAUGGAUAACAGUAUGCCACCAGACCUGCAGAAUGCUACUAGGAGCAUCCUGUUCCAUGGGGACAGCACAGCAACGGAGGCACAGAUACAUGUGCAACUGCCAUUCAACUUUUCCUUCUUUGGACACUUUCAUGAGCAUGUGUUUGUUUCGACCUACGGCUUCAUCUUUGCGCACCCACUCCCGAGUGCCUGCCCACCGUACGCCUGCCGACUGGUGCACAUGGUGGAGACAAGCUACGUUGCGCCGCUCAUCGGCGUCUGGGCCGGCCUGGCCAAUAACAACAGCCAGCUAGUGCAGUACACGGCAGAGGACGAGACGUUUGUGCACUUUGUGUGGUCUGUGCGUCUCCUGAGUGGUCUGUGCGUUACAGAUUUCCGUGGAGUGAGAACGUGUGGUACACGCCAGGGCACGGAAACACAAUUCUCAGCAACUCUCUAUAACGACGGCGCCAUUGAGUUCCGCUACGACAAACUGGGUGCGAGGUCUGCUUACGACAAAUUCAAUUUCCACAGUGCCAGCUAUGGUGGCACGAUUGGCCUGCGCGACUCCAGUAUCCACGAUCAUACGGCUUAUUAUGUGGAUCACCGCUAUGUGCGUUAUGCCGACGCUAACAUUUCAACAGUGUUCAAUAGCAGUUUUAGCCCGAAGAGCAUCACGUUUACGCCUCGAACGACGCCUGUGUGCUUUACGGCGUUGGACGAAACGGAGUGCAAAGCACGCUCAUCGUCGCUGGCAUGUUUCUGGUGCCCGUUGCCACCCGGGUACGAUCUGAAGACUCGGCCAUUUUGCACCGACGGGGGACAUGACCGCAACUACUUGCACUACCGAGCGGUUGGCUGCUCAAACACAACGGACGGCGCAGUGCUGAGCUUUGCCAAUGACACGGUACUGAGGCACACAUACUACACGGCGAGCAUGUCCACUGCUGGGCUCCGCCUUCCUGAUCUGCGCAAUGCCAGCCUUGUCCAAAAGCGCCUGUCGUCGGCCUUUCGUUACUUCGCAACUUCCGUGUCGCUGCCAUUCGACUUUCCCUACUACGGACACCGGGUCCGCCACAUUACCGUUAUGUCACUCGGCUUCAUACACAUGCACAUGUGGCGCUGCCAUACGUGCUACGUGAGCGAUCACUUCCAAGCCAGCCAUGUCUCGCCAAUGUACCACCCCUGGUUCUUUGUGAAGGACCCGGUUGGCGUGGAUCAUGGCGGCAUCGACAUCUUUCAGGACAAGAACAAAAGAUUUGUGCACGUCGUCUGGACAAAUGCCGUCCGAGAGAUGAUCGCCAUCCACUGCAAUUAUCUGAACUGUUUCUUUUGCGCCUGCCCAGAUUUCAACUCGCCAAGGGUAACUUUCUCAGCGACCCUUUUUAGUGAUGGCCGCAUUAUAUACAACUAUCAGAAGCUGACAGAUCGCAGUACGUUCCCCCUCAGUUCUAACUUCAGAAUCGGCCUUGGAGAGUCGAUUGUGGCAGAACCGAUACACGACCCGGAGGAUCCCUGGCACUUUGUACACUACUCGCCAGUCAGUAUCUCUGAUCGCACUGCCUUUAGCGGCCAAGCCAAGGUGAAGAGCAUCGUGUUCACGCCUGUCGCCAACGCCACUUGCAACUCGGCCGCGACGUUUGCCGAAUGCUCUGCAGCCCAGCGCGCUCUCGGCUGUUUAUGGUGUCGCGUCACCCCAUCGGCCACGUUUCAGUUGCGACACACGUCGUUUUGCACGGACGGUUAUAAGAACGGUAGCUCCAUCACGGGCCAGCACGUCACGUGCACUCCGGUACACCUACCACCUACAGCAGCAGCACCCCCGUCACAGACAAUGCCAUUGGUCAGCAAAGACAAGAUGCAGACGAUGCCGUCAGUAGGCGAAGGCAAGACACAGCCUCUGCCAUCGUAUUCCAGCGGUCAGCGUCCAACGCGUCCUAUCGGUGCCACUGCUCACGCGAAUGCUUCCCAUAGCGAUUCGCCGAGUGCUACAACCCGCGCUCCUGUGACGGACGCUACGGAAACUGGCACCAACGGCGUGUCCGGUACUGGAGGUAGCAAGAACGAACCCAAUGGUGUGCCGAAAGCGUCCAGCAACUCCAGCGUGGGCAUUGGCGUUGGUGUCACGAUUGCAUUGGUCUUUGUCAUGGUAUCAGCGGCUUUGUUGGCACGGCGACACAAACCCACCAUCAGAGAUGGCGGCUUUGCUAAAUUCACUAACGAACGAUAGUGUAUGCAGAGGGAACCUGCUUUGCUAUGCGUUCAUUUAUUAAUGUAGUGCAGCUGCCAGGACUAUUUCUCGGUGUAGGUGUGCGUGCGUGUGUGUUUGUGUCUGCAGGUAUGUGUGUGUGUGCGUGUGUGUUUGUGUGUGUGUUUGUGUGUCUGCAUGUGUGUUUGUGUGUCUGUACAUUUGUGUGCGUCUGUGCAUGUGUGUGUGCCUGUGCAUGUGUGUGUGUCUGUGCGAGCGGGUCCGCCUUUCUUUGUACCCUUCAGCAUCUUCUUAGUAUGUUGGCAUUGCAAUUAGCUGCUGACAAUUACAUAAUGUUAAUAUUCUAAAGUCAGAUUCAAUUAUUUUAAAUUAUUUAGUGCACUGCUUUCAGCUUGAUUCAUUUUGAUGUCGAGCUAACCCAUAUUAUGCCGUUUGUUUUGGCAUUAAUAAUAAUAAUAAUAAUAGCACAUUUCGCGUAGUAGAGCACUAAUUUAAUAAAGAAAUUCAGUGUUUUGGCAUUACCUUUAUUUUUUAUUUUUUCACUUUUCUGCUAACAAAGCUGUGUAUUUCUGAAGCUUGUGCCGAUAUUGCCACACGAUUUCCUGUGGGAAUUACAGAUUGAAACAAGCUGACCCUCCAGCCCUUGUACAAGGUCCAUCGUAAUUGAAAUUUUACAUCUCUGGUCUAAAUUCUUUUAAAACCUUCUGCAGCACUCGCCUGAUACACAUGUUUUUAUUUUUCUCUUGGAAAUGUUAUCAAAAA
Molecule: messenger RNA, 3525 nt
Organism: Sycon ciliatum
Lineage: Eukaryota; Metazoa; Porifera; Calcarea; Leucosolenida; Sycettidae
Exons: 1
Coding region: 232-2784 (850 amino acids)
Source: RefSeq, a predicted model, not a curated record